Brachypodium distachyon (stiff brome) is the source of this 2130-nucleotide messenger RNA. Its product is annotated as SWI/SNF complex component SNF12 homolog. Gene Ontology annotation, cellular component: SWI/SNF complex; nucleus. The record is from RefSeq and is a predicted model, not a curated record. NCBI's taxonomy places the organism in Eukaryota, Viridiplantae, Streptophyta, Magnoliopsida, Poales, Poaceae. The coding region runs from base 118 to 1698 and encodes 526 amino acids. The transcript is spliced from 2 exons. Gene Ontology annotation, biological process: regulation of transcription by RNA polymerase II.
AAUACCAGUCGCACCGGGAGACCUUGUCAGUCGUCUAUCUUCCACCUCUCCAAACCCUAGCUCUCAAAUCCCCUUCCUACCGAGAUCGGAUCUUGAUCUCCCCGCCCCACCGCCGUCAUGGCCACCGGCGGAAACCCCAACCCCGCCGCCGGCCCUGGCCACCCACGCCAGCCACAGCCCCCGCAAGGAAGCUCUCCGGCGACGCCGCACACCCACAUGCGCCCUCCCUCUCUCGCCGGCUCCCCCUUCCAGGGUCUCUUCAACACCCCGCCUAGCCACAGCCCUGCUUUCCAGAUUCACAUGGGCGCCUCCCCUUCCCCUCAGACCCCGCUAAUGGCCGCGGCAGCCUCCGCUGCCGCCUCCGCCAAGCGCCCUCCCCAGAAGCCCCCUUCGCGUCCACCGGCACCCACAUCCUCCGCUGCUGCUGCGGCGGCGGCGGCGUCCAUGGCUGCAGCUUAUAAGGCUGCUAACGCAGGCGGCAUCGACCUCACCCCCGCCGCACGCCGCAACAAGAAGCGCAAGCUCCCGGAGAAGCAGCUCCCCGACCGCGUCGCCGCGCUGCUUCCAGAGUCCGCGCUCUACACGCAGCUGCUCGAGUUCGAGGCCCGCGUGGACGCAGCGCUCGCGCGCAAGAAGCUGGACAUCCAGGAGGCGCUCAAGACGCCGCCGUCGCUCCAGCGAACACUCCGCAUCUACGUGUUCAACACCUUCUCCAACCAGGCGGCCCGCACCAUCCCGCCGCCCAAGAACGCCGAGCCGCCCACCUGGUCACUUAAAAUCAUCGGCCGUGUGCUUGAGGACGGUGCGGAGCUGGACCCAGCAGGUGUCGUACCCAAGCACAACCCGGCGUAUCCCAAAUUCUCUGCGUUCUUUAAGAGGGUGACUAUUGGGCUUGACCCAUCACAAUAUCCGGAGAACCAUACGAUUGUUUGGGAGAAUGCGCGGUCUGCUGCGCCGCAGGAAGGGUUCGAGGUGAAGAGGAAAGGGGACAGGGAAUUCCUUGCGAAUAUCCGUCUAGAGAUGAACUAUACACCGGAGAAGUUCAAGCUGUCUCAGCCAUUGAUGGAGGUCCUUGGGGUUGAGGUGGACACUCGUGCAAGGGUGAUUGCUGCCCUUUGGCAGUACAUCAAGGCAAAGAAGCUGCAGAAUCCAGGUGAUCCUUCGUACUUUAUAUGUGACCCUCAGUUGAAGAAGGUAUUUGGGGAGGAUAAGAUGAGGUUUGCGAUGCUGUCACAGAAGAUAUCACAACAUCUUGCACCUCCACCGCCCAUCAACUUGGAGCAUAAGAUUAAGCUAUCAGGAAAUCAAGCACAUGCGAGUGCUUGCUAUGAUGUGUUGGUGGAUGUUCCUUUUCCCCUGCAGAAGGAGAUGGUGGCAUUUCUCGCCAAUACUGAGAAGCACAAGGACAUUGAGGCUUGUGAUGAGGUUAUAUCUGCUUCAAUCAAGAAGAUCCAUGAGCAUCGCAGGAGGAGGGCAUUCUUCCUUGGGUUCAGCCAGUCCCCAGUGGAGUUCAUCAAUGCGCUGAUAGCAUCCCAGAGCAAAGAUUUGAAGCUCGUUGCUGGGGAAGCAAAUAGAAACAUUGAAAGGGAAAGACGAGCAGACUUCUAUAACCAACCAUGGGUUGAGGAUGCUGUUAUAAGAUAUUUGAACCGUAAGCCGCCUGGCGGCAAUGAAGGCCCAGGUGCUGGUGGUUCUUGAGGAGAAGAUUGCUGUAGCGACCUUUGCUGUAGAAUCAAGUUGUCUGUCCUGUAUUAGUAAAAUUCCAGAGACGUAGUGACAGGAGAAUUAUUUGGUAUUGCAGAGGAACCUGGCAGGAUUACCUCCUGCCUGCUUAAGUGAUUAGCUAUUGUAUGAUGUGUUUGUGAUCCCCGAUAUCAUGGUAAAUGCUGAACCUAAAUAUGUUUUAGUCCGUCUUGCACAUGUUGCCAGAAGGUUAACUUUGAAUCACCGUUGGUAUGGAGGUGUCAUUCGUGUGGAGUCAAUGAGGAAGCUGUUGAGAGGACCUGAGAAAGUGGCCCUUUUGUAUUUGAAUGUGGAAGUGGAGGGAAAUGCAAAGAGAUGUCUCAGUCCCUGCCUUGUACUACCUGGUGGAUUAGUUCGUUCGCUUUUGGUUUGCUGACAGGUUUGUCA